Notolabrus celidotus (New Zealand spotty) is the source of this 4618-nucleotide messenger RNA. It is a transcript of the gene ets1, whose product is annotated as v-ets avian erythroblastosis virus E26 oncogene homolog 1. Gene Ontology annotation, molecular function: DNA-binding transcription factor activity, RNA polymerase II-specific; sequence-specific DNA binding. Gene Ontology annotation, biological process: regulation of transcription by RNA polymerase II; cell differentiation. Gene Ontology annotation, cellular component: nucleus. The record is from RefSeq and is a predicted model, not a curated record. Lineage: Eukaryota; Metazoa; Chordata; Actinopteri; Labriformes; Labridae.
CUGCAGUCCAGCACCGCACAGCUGUCACACUCAGCUGCCCAGCGCUUCCACUUUGCAGCAAACUUCCCACUCCGCAGUCGUGCAUACCACACACUUGCACACAAAGUGUAAACAGCGUGUGAUAGAUAGGUCACUCCACCCUGCCUCGACUGUUUGCGUGUUAAUCCCUUCAGCAGGCCCUGCUUCUCCUGUCGGCAGCGUUCGUGAUGAGUUACUACAUGGAUCCAGUUUCGACCUACCCGGCCCUUCACCCCUGUGACCGUCUGGGCACGAUGAGGCAGAGUGGAGGGGUUGCAGCAGGCCCACAUACCCACUUCCCCAGUGUGGUUCACCCUCAGCAGCAGUGUUACCCAUCACAGCCCCUUUACAUCCAAGACAUACCUCUGCAGGAGGUGCCCAACGGACACGACCUAUGCCCUACAGAUCCGGAGUGUGGGGACGUCCCCCUGUUAACUCCAGGAAGUAAAGAGAUGAUGUCCCAGGCUCUGAAGGCCACCUUCAGCGGCUUCACAAAGGAACAGCAGCGGCUGGGUAUUCCCAAAGAUCCCAGACAGUGGACAGACAACAGGGCUGAGUGGCUAGCAUGGACAGUUAAUGAGUUCAGCCUGAAGAAUGUUGCCUUUGACAAAUUCUGCAUGAAUGGAGCCGACCUGUGUGCGAUGGGGAAGGAACGCUUCCUGGACUUAGCACCUGACUUUGUGGGUGACAUCCUUUGGGAACAUUUAGAAAUGCUUCAGAAAGAGGAUACAAAGCAUUACCCCAUCAAUGGACUGACCUCCAACUUCCAGGAAUCACGUUAUACCUCAGACUACUUUGUCAGCUACGGUGUUGAGCAUGCUCAAUGUGUCCCCCCUUCUGAAUACUCAGAGCCCGGCUUCAUCACAGAGUCUUACCAGACGCUCCAUCCCAUCAGCUCGGAGGAACUGCUGACGCUCAAGUACGAGAGUGAAUACCCCGCUGUCAUCCUAGAGACCCGCCCUCAACCGCUGCAGGGGACUACCUUCUCAGUCAAGCAGGAGGUGGUAUCCCCGGACAACAUGUUUGUGGGACGACUCAGCAGAGGUAAGCUCGGCGGCCAGGACUCAUUCGAGAGCAUCGAGAGCUUUGAGAGCUGUGACAGAUUGACCCAGUCAUGGAGAGCCCAGUCUUCAUUCAGCAGCCUGCAGCGGGUACCGUCGUACGACAGCUUCGACUCGGAAGACUACCCCACCGCUUUGCACGGCCACAAGCCCAAGGGCACUUUCAAAGACUAUGUGAGGGAACGCUCAGACCUCAGCAAGGAUAAACCCGUCAUCCCAGCAGCUGCCCUGGCAGGAUACACAGGCAGCGGCCCCAUCCAGCUGUGGCAGUUUCUUCUAGAGCUGCUGACCGACAAGUCUUGCCAGUCCUUCAUCAGCUGGACAGGCGAUGGCUGGGAGUUUAAGCUCUCUGACCCAGAUGAGGUUGCUCGGAGGUGUAAAAGGAAAAACAAGCCUAAGAUGAACUAUGAGAAGCUGAGCCGUGGUCUACGCUACUACUACGACAAGAACAUCAUCCACAAGACAUCAGGGAAACGCUACGUCUACCGCUUUGUCUGUGACUUAAAAAGUCCUGGCUACACUCCUGAGGAGCUCCAUGCAAUGUUGGACGUAAAGCCCGAUACGGACGAGUGAAACAGAGACGAAGAAGGAGUUGAAGACGGAAGUUAAGGUGCCACAUUGACUGUGGCUCAUAAAGUGGUCUUAACUGUUCGAUAGAGUCAGUAAACCGUUUGUUUUGGGGACCAAAAUGUUUUUCAUGAAUAAUUGUGGUCUUUAUCAACUUCAAGCUCCUGUCUCUCAGACAAAGUUUCAGAAAGAAGGCACAAUGCCUGUAUUCAUACCCUGUUGCAUUUGAGAUGUGUGCGCGUGUGUAUAUGAGUAUGUGAAUGUGUGAUUUUGUGCCGGUAUAAUUUAGCAGCUUGAGACGGAUGGAGUGCUACUAGUGGGUGGAAUUCAGGUUCUGUUCUGCCAGAGUAGCACAGCAGGAGACACGAGGACCAUGACAGAAAGUGCGAGGAUAAGAGAAAAGAAAUUGUUCAUUCAUUGUUGUGGAAAACAGAGAGCAGGCAGAACGUUCUGCUCAGAAAAAAAGUUGCCAAAAUGUAAAAAAAAAAAUUAAAAUACAAAGAAAUUUUGACAGGUAUCGUCUCAUAUCAACAAACAUCCCUGCUGUUUCUCUUUAGCAGAGUGAGAUUCUUCAGCUUGGACCAAAAAGUGUUGUUUCUUAUUGUUUUUAUAAAAACAUAUGCUUGUGCCAGUAUUAUAUGAUUGACAUUAAGAACAGCCACUGUAAACCAAACGGGCAGAAAGUGGUGUGAGUAUUUUUUUUGCAUAUUUCCUCAAUGAAGGUAUUAAAGUGGAACCAAACUUAACAUGCUGAACUGAAGUGGUCCCCAGGAACCUUUAACUGAAAAGUGCUGAUUUAUUAUCAGACAACACUAUAGACACUGGCCCUGUUCUGUGUCUGGUGAGGACCUGGUGAGAUUACUCAUACCUAGAGUGUCUGAUAGACAGACAACUGAAAGUAGCCGUUGGAACUGACGCUUUCACCUUUACAUGCUUGCCACUUUGUUAGAGACGCGUGAUGUGACUGACACUUAUGCAUUUUCGCAUAAUUAUACCACAAGUAUUAGCAAACGGUAGACAAUCUAUGUGGAGGGAAUUCAGGAGUCUCUGGCAAGAGUUUGUCCAAUGUGCAGAUUAGUUGCAUAAUUUGUCGUUUCACUGUCCGUGUUAGUGUUGCUUUAGAAGUGUUUGAAUAGUCUUAUGUCUGUCUGAGAUCGGUUUCAAAAAUCACCAGUGAAGUAGCAGAGGGAGUGGUUUUACAAAGUCUUAAGAAUGUCAGAUCUAUUAUUUUUACGUCAUGUUUUUUGGUCACACGGAAGCAGCCGUAGUGUAGUGUGGAGGUGUGGAGAAGGGAAAAGGAACAGGCAAUGGAAACUGUUAGCUAGAGAGAUUUGGAAGUUGUAGAAGGAUAUGACUGUAGAAUAUGUUGAUACUCAAGGUGAUGAUCUUAUGAGAGGUCUGACAUGGAAUGACUGACAGAAACGUGGCACUGCUUGGAAGCUUAAAUUUAAUGCGUUUUAACUCAAAGGCAGAUGAUGCAGCAAUCAUUGAAACCUCAUUGCAAAUAGAAACAUUAAGGACUAGAGGCCGACACUUGUAUGACAUUUUAAAGUUGUGUUACCAAUCCAUGAGCAAAAUGAUAUUCAGUUCAUGGCUAGUAACUUGUGCGGUUCCAUCCAUAUUGGUGCAGUGUACUCCCACGACACGCACUGAGAUUCACCAGUUACGUAUGAGCACAUUGGCUGCAGUUUCUUCCCAACAGUUGGAGGAGUGGCUGUACACUGGCCUUAUGGGAAAUGCCAAAGUGGAAUAUCUUCUUAGAAUACGAUGUUUACAGUGGCUGAAUGUUACCCAUAUGGAUGAAAAUAGCUUUUGAGAUGUCUAUUUGUACAGAUUGUAUUUCAUAAUACUUUAUUGAGACCCAGAUUACACAAAUAAGCAAGAGACAAAGCAGGAAAAAUAACCAAACCCAUUGUGAGGUCUUUGGUCACAGUGCUCCGGGUAUCGUCUUGCAGUGUUAGAAGACAGGGACCAGAAAUCUCUUGCAUUUUUGGAAAGUGUUGACUUUUCUUUGAUGUCUUUUUUUCCUCUGUUGAAGCACACAAAAAAAGGGCAAAGAAAAAGCCUUUAGCUGAUCUGACUUUUCUAAGAAUGACUAGUUCAUGUCCAUGAUGUUUAAUUAGAUAAGCAGUGACUCAAAAACUCCCAUUCUCAUCAUCUGAUGAAAAACACACACCUUAAUUGGUUAUAAUCUGCACUGUACUUUCAUUCCUUUCUGCUUGUGAUUUUCAUUUGUUUUGUUCAGGUUCUUGUACUCGUGUCAGUGCUUUAUGUUGAAGAGAGCUUACAGAUUUGGACACAUAAAUGUAAAGGUUGUUAGUACCCUGGAAAACCUUCUUUUCACCCACACAAGGUCACAACAUUUUGAAGUUUGGCUUUAUAAACUCAAUGUGUUUAAGAAAAACAUCUGUUACCAGAAACCUUGAUAUCAUUAAAAUUAUUUUAUUAGUAAAAAUAUACUGUUGUUAAAUGUCACAGAUUACAAUCUACUGCAGGUCUUGGAUGUAUUACUGAACCUUAGCAGGCAAAUGUACACACACAAGUAGUUUGUGGCAUAUGCAUAUCUCAGAAUGGAUUCAGAAGGAAAACUUUUUGUUUGUAUGUUGUUUUUUUGUAUAUUUUAUAGUGUAUUUGUAUUUUUGUUAUGAGAUCAUUUUAAUUGUAUUAGUUCACAAACAAUUGAAUAUUUUUCAAUAAUUUAUAUUUUAUAAAAGACAAGAGAUGCAGACAGCUGGUUCUUACAUGGGAAUUUAAAGGUAGCGCAGACAAAAUAAUGUAGCGUUUUUUUUUUGUUUUUUAUGUUUUGUAUUCUUUUUUUGAUACAGAAAAUAGACCUGUCUGCUCGAGAUAAAAGGCUGAUGCUGGCCCAUCAAUGAUUUCUGCUGGAAAGGUUUUAUAAACUGUAGCUUCUAUUUCUAAAAUGUACUUAAUGUACUUCAAAAUGUUAUAAAUAUAUGUGAACAAAGAUUUCA